UCACGUCAAUCAUGUCGGCCCCACUCCUCAAGCUCGACCUCUCACACGGCCACACGGGCCUCUACGUGCUCAGUGCGGCCCUCGCCCUGCUCUCGCACCUCGCCGUGCAGCUGCGCGAGCCGCGCGCGCCGCCGUUCGUGCAUCUCUUCCUGUUCGCCGCCGCCGCGGCCGUGUAUGCGCUGCACACGCAGUACGCGCUGCCCCUGGGCACCGCCGCGGCCGUCGUGGCGCGCAUGGCGGGCGUGUGGGUGGCCACCAUCUUCGCCUCCAUGGCCAUCUACCGCACCUUCUUCCAUCGGCUGCGUCGCUUUCCCGGGCCCAGGCGCUUCGCCCUCUCCAAGUUCGUCAGCAUCCCCAUGGAUCUGGCGGGACAGCGUCCCUACCGCGUCACACGCUGGCACGAACAGUACGGCUCCGUCAUUCGCAUCGGCCCGCGCGAACUGAGCGUCGCGGACCCCGCGGCACUGCCGGCCAUCUACGGCGCGACGGGCGCCAGCGCUCGCUGCACUCGCGGACCGUGGUAUGCCUUCACGGUCGAGAGCACACGGACGAGCUCGUACAAUCUGCAGUCUACGCCCACCAUGACGGACCACGCCGCGCGCCGCAAGGUCUGGGACGCGGCAUUCUCGCUCAAGGCGCUCAAGGGCUACGAGGAGAAUGUCAUCUCCAAUGUCGAGCUUGUCAUUGAGCAGGUCGGCGCGUAUGGCGCCAAGGGUCCCGUCGACGUUGGUCAAUGGAUGUCAUGGUUCGGCUUUGAUGUCAUGGGCGAGGUCGGCUUCGGUCGCGGCUUCGACAUGGUCAAGUCCGCCACGACGGCCAAGCCCAUCGUGCUGCUGGAGCAGGGCGUCAAGCUCAUCAUGGCGUCGGGCAACGUGGCCUGGCUGAUGGCGAUGUUCAAGUACCUGCCCAAUCCCAUCGUGCUCUUCGAGGCGUGGAUCCGCGAGACACUGGAGCAGCGCGUGCGCGAGGGAAAGACGGGCGUCGUCGAGCACGAUGUCUUUUCGUGGCUGCUGGGAGAGGCAAAGAACCAGGGUGCAACGCAGACGAUGCCCGAACUCAACGCUGAUGCUGGCCUGCUGAUCGUCGCCGGCAGCGACACGAGCAGCAACACGAUGGCCAUUACGAUCUACGAGCUGCUGCGCAACUCGGGCGCCUACGCUCGCCUGCAGGCCGAGGUGGACGAGGAGUUUGGCAUCGAGAACGCGACCGACUUUACGCGGCUCGGCAAGUUGCCGUAUCUCAAUGCCGUCAUCAACGAGACGCUGCGCCUCUGGCCGCCCGUUGCGAGCGGACUGCAGCGCAACACACCUCCCGAAGGUCUGCUUCUGCCCGACGGCACGCACAUCCCGGGCAACACCGUCGUCUCGACGGCGACAUACACCAUGCACCGCGACGCACGCAACUUCACCGACCCGCAUGCAUUCAAGCCCGAUCGUUGGCUGAGCAAGCCUGCCGCUGGCGAAGUGUUCAACCAGCGUGCCUUCUCCGCCUUUGGCUAUGGUCCCACGGGCUGCAUCGGCAAGAAUCUCGCCUUCAUGGAGAUGCGCGCCAUGAUCGCCCGUUUCGCGCAGAGCUUCGAUGCGCAGCUUGCGCCCGGCUUCAGCCCGGAACGCUUCGAGGCGUCGAUCAAGGACUGCUUCGUGCUCGUCAAGGACCCCAUCAACAUCACCGUCACGCCGCGCCGAAACGCUCCCAAGCCUCAGUAGCUGCACCACGAGCGGGGCCGAGGCGCUGCGAUUACAAUGCAUGGUUCAGCUCCGCG
Tilletiopsis washingtonensis is the source of this 1762-nucleotide messenger RNA. Its product is annotated as cytochrome P450. Gene Ontology annotation, molecular function: monooxygenase activity; oxidoreductase activity, acting on paired donors, with incorporation or reduction of molecular oxygen; iron ion binding. The record is from RefSeq and is a predicted model, not a curated record. NCBI's taxonomy places the organism in Eukaryota, Fungi, Basidiomycota, Exobasidiomycetes, Entylomatales. Bases 12 to 1706 code for a protein of 564 amino acids. The transcript is spliced from 11 exons.